AUGGGCUCUGAGGCACUCGUUUACCCUGCGUUGCGCGCAGACAGAAUCGGUCGAUCACACUACCAUCCCUAUCAUUUCACCGACUCUUUCGAUAAACUACGUCACCAUCUCCCAGCUGCUAUAUCUGUUGCCUGUUAUACCGAUUCUGUGAUUGACCAACCUUGGAAUCACCAACAACCCAACGUCGCUGCCUCUUAUAUGCACCCGCCUUAUUUCCCUAAUGGCCAGGACGCCAACCACCUCCCAUUUCCGCAAGCUGUCUCUCCUUAUUUUGUACCAAAUUAUGAUGCAGAAACAAAGCUCAACGACGAUAUGGACGUAGGCUCCUUCUCUGGCGAUGACGAUGUUGAGGAAUACGAUUCCAACGCCCAACUCCGAUCCCAACAACUCAACUCGGACGGCACACCGAGACGCCCCAUGAACGCCUUCAUGAUUUUUGCAAGGAAACGACGUCCGAUGGUUUCGUCCGAACAGCCAACAAUGCGGACGGGGGAAAUUUCGAAAAUCUUGAGCAAAGAAUGGUCCGAAAUGAAUAAAGAGGAAAAAAAGUUCUAUCUGGACCAAGCCAAGAAGCUCAAGGACACGUUUAAUACGCGUUGGCCAGAUUAUGUAUAUCGUCGCCGCCCGAAUAAUUCUCGUAAGCGGCGCAAAGCUGGUGGCACGUCAAGUGUCGGACCUGCUCGCAGCCACGAUGCUGGGAAUAACUCCGAUAGUCACGCAGAUCCAACCGACCUCAACGCGUCGGGACAAAGUGGCGACGAAGCAAGGUCUCAUUCGACGGACGCCUUUCCAUCUCCACCAUCUUCUCACCAUAAUCACACCUAUCAUACUCCGGAGAUUGGCCAGCCAGUAUCCCUUGACCGUUCCCCAACUCUCGCGAACACGUUAAGCGCAUAUACUACCACAUUACCGCCGUACAUUCCUCAUAGCUUUGCCGAUGGCUCGGUCUUCGACAAGUUUUCUCAGCAAGGCCAUUCAUACGGGGGAAACGGCGAUGUAUACUAUGGUGCACCUGUUCCGAUUGAAGCCUCCUUUUCGACUAUUCACCACAGCCCGAAGAUGGAGAGUUGGCGUCCGUGCGAGAGCACACCUUCUGGCGUAGUGGCCACAACAUCGUCAACGACUCCCCCUGUUCCUAUGACUGCUAUCGCCUCCCAAGAGCUCCACCCACGACUCGCGUACCAGCCUCAUGACCAGGGUAAUUGGUCGAAGGAGGCAGGUGGUGAUGCUCAAUGUUACGAAGCUCAGCCGACGAUAUGGGGCUCGAAUUCUUCAGUUCCAGCCCAUCAUGCAGUUGAUGAUCGAGGAUCAACGCAUUCGUUUUCUCCGUCGCUCAAUUUGUCUGGACCUAACGCGCUUGGCAUGGACCCGUAUGGCAAUCACAAGGGCCAAUUCGAGGAAGACCCUUGCCAGCCAACGUAUAUCGGAGCCAAUCAUACCAACCAAGGAUAUCACCCUUCUACUGCUCUGCCCUCAUUCCGGAAUGAAUUUUCCGAGCCCCAUGACUCCAAGACUUUCCUCGAAUCUCGCCACUGGACGCUCAGGGAGUAA
Rhizoctonia solani is the source of this 1551-nucleotide messenger RNA. Its product is annotated as HMG (high mobility group) box protein. The transcript has 5 exons. Gene Ontology annotation, molecular function: DNA-binding transcription factor activity, RNA polymerase II-specific; RNA polymerase II cis-regulatory region sequence-specific DNA binding. The record is from RefSeq and is a predicted model, not a curated record. Gene Ontology annotation, biological process: anatomical structure morphogenesis; cell differentiation; regulation of DNA-templated transcription. NCBI's taxonomy places the organism in Eukaryota, Fungi, Basidiomycota, Agaricomycetes, Cantharellales, Ceratobasidiaceae. The coding region runs from base 1 to 1551 and encodes 516 amino acids.